GACUCCGCCCCCUCUGCUUCAUUCCCUGCACUGCGACCGCCGAGGCUCUCUGUGAAACCUAAAGGGAUAAGCUACUCAAUAUGUCUGACGAAGGUAAACUGUUCAUCGGAGGCUUGAGCUUCGAGACCAAUGAAGACUCUCUCGCCGCCGCCUUCGGCAAAUACGGAACCAUCGAGAAAGUUGACGUUAUCAGAGACAAAGAGACCGGCAGAUCCCGCGGGUUCGGCUUUGUGAAAUAUGACAACGUUGACGACGCUAAAGACGCACUGGACGCCAUGAACGGAAAGACUCUUGACGGCAGAGCUAUUCGCGUGGAUGAAGCAGGGAAGGGUGGUCGUCCCGGCCGCGGGUUCAGCUCCGGCCCACGGGGCGGCAGGUUCAGCGGGUCCCGAGGGGGGAGGGGCGGCCGCGGCUUCUCCAGAGGUGGAUACAGCGAUAGGGGGUAUGGCGAGAGGAGUUACGGUGAAAGGAGCUUCGGAGGAGACAGGAGUUUUGGUGGUGGUAGUAGCGGCUACAGAAGCGGCGGAUAUUCAUCCGGCUACAGAGACAACAGAAGCCAGGGGGGAUAUGGUGAGCGCUCUGGGUCAUACAGAGACGGAUACGACAGCUAUGCUACACACGAGUAAACAUCUCCCUGAUUCAAGAUCAUCACUUGGCUGGCUGUAUAUGAAAGAUGCACACCUCAAGAAAAAUGUCCACGUCUUAUUGCUUAUCCUAGUUUGUAGCUCUCUUGUAGUAGCUCGGUGUCUUAAAUGUAGCCAUAAGUUUUGGUCGUUAAACCCUGUUACCAGUUUCAGUGCAAGAAUUUUUUCAGAACAUUUUUAAGCUUCUGUGAAACCUGUAAAGUCCCAUUUUGAGAAUCCAGCAGCCUUCCAAAUAGUUCACUGAUCGAUAAAUUAAAUGCUUGCUGAAUUCUCACUUAGGCUUUCUUUUCCCCCACUUUAUUUUAACAUGAGAUUUAAUGGGACUACUUUUUUUUCUCUUUUUUGUCUGAGCUACCUCCUGCCUGAUUUUUAAAUUUGAGGGAGAUGCUAAUAAAGACUUUUGGGGGGCUACUGUUAAGGCCCUUGAACUAUUAAGAGAACCUUAGGUAGCCAAGGCUCCUUAUGUUCAGUUCCCAAAAGAGAAUUCCUUUAAGACUGGUGAACUACAACCGAAGUGGCCGGCUGUUCAUGAAGUUGCUAAAUGCAGCAUGCUACAGUCUGUCCAAGGUAUCUUCUGUGCUCUGCUCAACAUCUGCAUUUUAAAUGUGCUGUAAAAUGGACUAAUCUUGUCAAGUGAUCUCAAAAUGUAACUUCCUUUACCCAAAGUAAAAUAUAAACGGGAACAGUUUUGUACUUUAUGUUCUUUGUAUGAUUCAAGGUUUUUUUUUUUUUGUCAGUUUGGCUUCAUGAAGCCUAUUAAAACAACUAUGGAAAAUGA
Messenger RNA from Cololabis saira (Pacific saury), 1422 nucleotides. RefSeq names its product cold inducible RNA binding protein a (gene cirbpa). Gene Ontology annotation, cellular component: spliceosomal complex. NCBI's taxonomy places the organism in Eukaryota, Metazoa, Chordata, Actinopteri, Beloniformes, Belonidae. Gene Ontology annotation, biological process: positive regulation of mRNA splicing, via spliceosome. The transcript has 7 exons. The record is from RefSeq and is a predicted model, not a curated record. Bases 81 to 626 code for a protein of 181 amino acids. Gene Ontology annotation, molecular function: RNA binding.